AUCAACCCAGACGCAAACACAUCAGAACCAACUGCCUCUAUACUAGACUUCUGGUAGACCACCUCAACUCAACUUCAAUACUCUCUUCGCUUUUCCAGGCCCAUCAUGACCAAGUACACCGUCAGCAACGUGUGGUACUGCGUAAGUUCAAACAAAAUUGUCUUCCAUCACUCGAUUUUGUGCAUUGCUAAUCGACUCCCUCAGCACAACUGCUCCUCAGGACCUCAUAGCUGCAAGAUCAACACACACUGCGCAUCCUGCUACCACCCGCGGUGCAGUUACUGCACGGUCACGCAGACCAAGGUCCCCGUUGGCCGAUAAACAACGAACACUUGAUGGCAUUC
Molecule: messenger RNA, 344 nt
Organism: Colletotrichum godetiae
Lineage: Eukaryota; Fungi; Ascomycota; Sordariomycetes; Glomerellales; Glomerellaceae
Exons: 2
Coding region: 106-321 (71 amino acids)
Source: RefSeq, a predicted model, not a curated record